GGCCUAAUCCAGAAAAACCGACAGAUAAAUCAUAUUGUCCCCCCCCCCUUCAAACUCUAAAGUCAGAACUCAGGUAGAGAAAAAGAGAAUCAGCUCAGACUUCGAUCAUCACCUUUAGGAUUUCUAAAUUUCGUAAUCAGAUUCUUCAGAUUAGGUUUUCAGUGCGUGGAACUCGUUUGACCUUUCCGUCAGCUAAGUUUCAUGUCUGAUCUUGACAUCCUAAUUCCUACUGCCUUUGAUCCGUUUGCUGAUGCAAAUGCUGAGGACUCUGGUGCUGGUACCAAGGAGUACGUGCACAUUCGUAUCCAACAACGGAAUGGUAGGAAAAGCUUGACUACUGUCCAAGGGUUGAAGAAAGAAUUCAGCUAUAACAAAAUUCUCAAGGACCUCAAGAAGGAGUUCUGUUGCAAUGGCAUUGUUGUCCAGGACCUUGAGUUAGGGCAGGUUAUUCAACUUCAAGGUGAUCAAAGGAAGAACGUCUCCACUUUUCUUGUUCAGGCUGGUAUUGUGAAGAAGGACAACAUCAAAAUCCAUGGUUUUUAAGUUGCAGGUUCCGAGUUUUCUGGGAAUCUAGCUCCUACGUUUGAUAGCUGAAAAUCCUACCUGUAGCUGAAAAUCCUACCUACUGAUGAACUUAUUUUGCUAUAAGUAUCCCCAUGUUGAUUUGAUUGUUGUAUUGUUCUACUGUUGGCCCCUGUGAUGUUGAAUGCCAAUGGAACUAUUAUCCUCUGUUUCUAGCA
Molecule: messenger RNA, 740 nt
Organism: Gossypium arboreum
Lineage: Eukaryota; Viridiplantae; Streptophyta; Magnoliopsida; Malvales; Malvaceae
Product: protein translation factor SUI1 homolog 2-like
Exons: 5
Coding region: 202-543 (113 amino acids)
Biological process (GO): translational initiation
Molecular function (GO): RNA binding; translation initiation factor activity
Source: RefSeq, a predicted model, not a curated record